Molecule: messenger RNA, 15711 nt
Organism: Paralichthys olivaceus (Japanese flounder)
Lineage: Eukaryota; Metazoa; Chordata; Actinopteri; Pleuronectiformes; Paralichthyidae
Gene: kmt2cb
Product: lysine (K)-specific methyltransferase 2Cb
Biological process (GO): positive regulation of transcription by RNA polymerase II
Cellular component (GO): MLL3/4 complex; nucleus
Molecular function (GO): histone binding; histone H3K4 methyltransferase activity; transcription coactivator activity
Source: RefSeq, a predicted model, not a curated record
ACCAAGAGGAUCCACAAUCCUCCUCCAGCCUCACUGAGACUCCAGGCUCCGUCUCUUCCAGCUCUCCGCAGCCAUUAUUUUAUUUACUAAAUGCCCGUAUCCCUCCGCAGGGUCAGAGAGUAUUUUGAAGAAAUUGCCAAACGCUUUUUACGUGGGAUUAUUUCCCCCACGUGCUGUUAUCGACGGUAUCGAUCAGCUGAUAGAUUCACCGAACAUCGCUCCGUCGACGAGUCGCGUCGAUGCUGGGAAAGAUUCGCGUGCGGUAGUGUUUGGCAGAGAAUGUCAUCAGAGGAUAAGACUGUGGAGCCCUCUGACCAGGGACCCUCACCGCCCUCCAGCAGUGUAGGGGCCACGUCCACAGAAAGUCCUGCCCACUCAGACAAGCGACCACGUGGCAGGCCACGCAAGGAUGCUGCUGCCAUCCUACCCCAGGCGCCACCCUCAUCCACACCGAAGAACAGAAAGAAGGGUCGCACCAGAGGAAGGCUUGCCGUAGAUGAGGAAGACAGUAUGGACGGGACUGAGAUAACGGAGUCCAUAGGCACUCAGGACACAGAAACACAAAUCCUGCCAGUGGAGGCCGUGGAAGUUGUGACCAGUGAGGUGCCAGAGAAGGACGAUCCCUCUUGCCCUCUGGCCCAGAGCCCUCCAGCUGAGAAUUCAGCAGGACCAUCUGUCCCAGGAAGUAGAGAAGUCAAAAGCAGUGAGCGUCUCUGUGCCUUCUGUUACUGCGGUGGCCAUAGCCUGCUGGGUCAGGGGGAUCUGCAAGUAUUCAGUACCACGCCUCAGCUUGAAGCACUAUUCAGCCAAAAGGGUGGAGGUGGCUUGACAAGUGAUAGCAGUGAUGGUGAUAAAACCACUCAGUCAAAAAUGGCUGGAGAGACCACCUCAGGACAGAGGGAAAAGACGAAUGUGUCUGAAAGCUGUGAGGAAGAACCAGACCCAACCAGUCGAUUUUGGGAUGAAUUGUCUCAUGUUGGCCUUCCACAAGAUCUUAAAGUCCAGUCUGUCUUUGAGUCAGGGCAAUGCUGGGCACAUCAGAGUUGUGCCUUGUGGUCCGAAGGUGUUUGUGAGGGCGAGGGACAAUCUCUGCUUAAUGUGGACAGAGCCAUUGACUCAGGGAGCACAAAGCACUGUGCAUACUGUAAGCGCCUUGGAGCAUCCAUUAAGUGCUGUGCUGAAGGAUGUGCUCAACUUUACCAUUACCCCUGUGCAGGGGCAGCUGGGACAUUUCAGGAUAUCGGGAGUCUCUCUCUCCUCUGCCCAGAACACAUUGAAUUGGCCCUUGACAAAUUUGUAGAUGAUGUAAAUUGUGCACUUUGCGAUAGUCCAGGGGACUUACUGGACCAGCUCUUCUGCACCAGUUGUGGUCAGCAUUACCAUGGAAUGUGCCUGGACAUGGCUGUGACCCCUCUAAGGAGGGCAGGUUGGCAGUGUCCCGAGUGCAAGAUCUGCCAGACCUGCAACAACCCAGGAGAGGACACUAAAAUGCUGGUGUGUGACAUGUGUGACAAAGGCUACCAUACCUUCUGUCUGCAACCUGCCAUGGACUCUCUUCCCACCAAUGGAUGGAGGUGUAAGAACUGCAGAGUUUGCAUCCAAUGUGGAACACGUACCAGCGGGCAAUGGCACCACACCAGCCUGCUGUGUGAGAACUGCGUCCAAAACCAGGACCCUGCUUUGUGCUGUCCGACGUGUACCUGCAUCCUGGACCCUGAGCAUCACAAAGACUUACUGUUCUGCCACACUUGUAAAAGAUGGCUACACCUAGAGUGUGAGCGUCAGAACUCAGGCCAAGCAGAUAUCCACCCAAGAGAGGACUAUGUCUGUUCCAACUGCAGGUCCCCUGCUGCAGAGCAGGCGCUACAGGCAGAGGAUAUGGAUACCGGCCCAGAGCUCAGUCCCCAGCCUGCCUCCAUGCACACAGACUCUGAGACUAGCCUACAACUGUCUCAAAAGCACACGGACCUAGAACCUGGCACUCAGCAGCCUCCUGAAAUGCACAAUGACCCCAAACCGGAAUUACUUGCUGUUCCAUUGCACUCAGAUCCAGAGCCUGCUCAGGCUACUGUCCAGGAGGAGAAGCAGGCUACGUCAGCCCAGAAGCCUGAAGUCUCAGCGGAAGCAGAAGCUGAAAAGCAGGUUACUGAACCCUCUGUCAACAAAAUCCUCACAGAAUUCAAACCAGAAACAAAACCAGCAGCAAGAACCCAGCUCACAUCUCCAGAGAGUCCUGCAUCUUCAUCUUCUCCCUGCCAGGAGUCGGAGUCUUUUCCCACCCAGCUCUCUCAGGAGGCACUACAAACACAGGAUACCACGUUACAAAUCAAACCAGCAAAGACAGAGGCCUGUCCUGAACAGGACAUGGCCAACCCCAGCACAAAGGAUUUUAAGGCCAUCAUCUCAGCCACCAAAGAACCAAGUACUGCAUCAGUACCUUUCACGGACCAACCAGUGGAAGUCUCUCUACCCCAGCCUUCAAGUAUGGAUGUUGUCAGGACUUCUUUUCUGGAAAUCGCUCCAAAAGACAUUAAUAAGGAGACGAGGGAGGGUAUUUUUCACAGAAACCUGGCAGAAACUGUUACGCCCUCAGCCUCUAGUACAUCAGAGGAGAUGGACACCACACCAGAAAGCAAGCCUGAUCUCUCAUUUCCCAGCAUGUCUUCAGAGGAGAAACCUCUCAAGACAUCUGUGGAGAGGUUGGCUGAAAUGGUUUCCUCUCCCUCCCACUCCUCCCCUCUGCUUCGCGGGAUUUCUCCCAGAGAACCACAGCAGGACCCGAUCCUACCUUCGCUGGGUGACCACGGCAGCGUGAUGUCCACCACCACACUCAUACCACUCACCCCAAAGAUUGGAAUGGGAAAGCCAGCUAUCACCAAGAGGAAGUUUUCUCCUGGGAGGCCAAGAGUUAAACAGGGUGCAUGGAGUCCCCAUAGCAGUGUGAGCUCCCCCUUGUCCUGGUCGCCAGACCAGCCAGAGGGGUGGGACGUCCUAAAGACCAGGCAUUCCUCUGGCAGCCCCGGCUGGAGCAUCAGAGUGGGUCGAGGUUCGGGCUUCCCAGGGAGGAGGAGGCCCAGAGGGGCUGGUCUAUCAGGUAGACCUGGACGCGGCAGGGCCAGAGGCAAGAAUGGAGUGAGUCCCAGCAUCAAUCCCGGGAUCACCACAAUAGAAACACCAUACCCAAUGAAAGAGGAGGAAGAGAAUGCCAUGCAUAACACAGUGGUCAUAUUCUCCAGCAAUGACAGUUUCACACUGAAACAGGAUAUGUGUGUGGUGUGUGGGAGUUUUGGCCUUGGUGCAGAAGGCCGUCUUCUUGCCUGUGCUCAGUGUGGCCAGUGCUACCAUCCAUUCUGUGUCGGCAUAAAGAUCAAUAAGGUGGUGCUGAGUAAAGGCUGGCGUUGUCUGGAGUGCACAGUGUGCGAGGCCUGUGGUCAGGCCACAGAUCCUGGCCGCUUGUUGCUAUGUGAUGACUGUGACAUCAGCUAUCACACCUAUUGCCUGGACCCUCCACUGCAGAACGUACCCAAGGAGAGCUGGAAGUGCAAAUGGUGUGUGUCCUGUACCCAGUGUGGUGCCACAACACCGGGCCUAAGGUGUGACUGGCAGAAUAAUUACACUCGGUGUGCCCCCUGUGCCAGCCUUCUAACAUGUCCCAUUUGCCUAGUGGACUACAAUGAAGGCACUGUCAUCGUGCAGUGCCGCCAAUGUGACAGAUGGUUUCACGCCUCUUGUCAGGGUCUCCAUUCAGAGGACGAUGUGGAAAAAGCUGCAGACAGCAGCUUUGACUGCACAAUGUGCCGAACUUUUAAGACCACUAAAGUUGUGACCAAGGCCAGAGAUGCCAUUGAGCCUGUAGUGAUGACGCAGAUUGUCACAAAGGCAAAAGAAAUUGAUCUGUCAAGGACCUACACCCAGGACGGCGUUUGCCUGACAGAGUCGGGGCUGUGUCAGCUGCAGAGCUUGUCUGCCACAGCUUCACGGCGCAGGAAACCCAAGCCGAAGCUGAAGCUAAAAAUCAUAAACCAAAACAGUGUUGCAGUGCUUCAAGCUCCUGUAGAUCCCCUCUCAGAACAUUCUCGUGAUGAAGACAUGGAGGACAACAGAGAGGCGGAGCUCAUAGAUUGCGAGGGGAAGUCUGACUCGAGCCCCGAGCGAGAGCCAGCAGAAGAUGACUCCAAGGGGGGCGACGGCGGCAAGAAGAGGAAGAGGAAACCGUACCGGCCGGGCAUUGGUGGUUUCAUGGUCCGCCAAAGGAGCCGUCCAGGCCAAGGUCCAGGCAAGGCCAAACGCUCCCUCUGCAGAAAAGAUUCCUCUGGCUCAGUGUCAGAGAAUCCUGUUGGAAAGGACGAGGGUUGGACAGAAGCAAUGCCUGACACUCCUGUGGAAGAGAUCCCCCCUGGACCGGAGGUCCAAGAAAAAAUAAAGAAACGUUACAGAAAGAAGAAAACCAAACUGGAGGAAGCCUUUCCCACCUAUCUGCAGGAGGCAUUCUUUGGAAAGGACCUGCUGGACAAAAGCAAGCAGAGCAGGCAGCAGGGGGUCGAGUCAGGUUUACUGGAAGAAGGGCAAAGCCAUGUGGAGAGGAAGCACCCCGCCACCGGCUUCCUGGACCCUUCAUCAUACACUGUGCACAGUGCAUCAGCAACAUCCCUUCCUGCCAGACCCACAGCAACACAGACGUCUGAGGAACCAUUAGUUGAUCUAUCUGAUGUUCUGAACACUGAUGCAGACAUCUUGGGAAUGCUCGGAAAGCCAAGCAAUGACUCUGGUCUUGAUUUUUGCUCCUUCCAGGUUGACAGCUCACCUACUCCUUUUGCUGGUCUGGACAUCGGGCCCCUGACAGACAGUUCCCCAGUGGCGACCCAGUCUCAGGCUGGCCGGAGGACACCUCGCACCCUCCCAGAGGAACCCCUGGACGGCAUUCUCAGCCCAGAACUAGACAAGAUGGUCACUGAUGAAUCAAUUCUCAGCAAACUUUACAAAAUUCCAGAGCUGGAAGGUAAGGAUGUAGAGGAUCUCUUCACUGCAGUCCUUAGCCCAAGCACCAGCCAACCUCCUCCACCACCACAGGUGCCUCACCCCCAGGGUCCAGGGCCCCUCCCUGGCACUAGCAUGCCUCACCCCAAUACAGGGAAUCAAAUGUUUCCAAGGAUGCCAAUGAUAAAUGGUAUGAUGGGACCAAACCAACGUUUCCCAGCAAAUCCAGGAGUAGGUCCCUGCAUCCCAGAAAAUUUCUCUCCCCUUAACCGUAUGCCUUUCACUGACAAUCCAAGGGAUAGAAAAUUUAAUCAGAUGCCUAGAGAGGCAGUUAGUCAAUGGCCCUCCCCUGCCCAUUGCCCUGGCCCUACAACCCCUGGACCUCUGCCUGAGGGGGAGACUGAAGCCAUGUCAAAUGCCCAAAGGAGUACACUCAAGUGGGAGAAGGAGGAAACACUUGGAGAGCUAGCCACUGUCGCACCUGUCCUUUAUACCAAUGUCAAUUUCCCCAACCUCAAAGAGGAAUACCCAGAUUGGUCUACAAGAGUAAAGCAAAUUGCAAAACUUUGGAGGAAAGCUAGUUCACAAGAUAGGGCCCCAUAUGUGCAAAAGGCAAGAGAUAACCGAGCUGCCCUGCGCAUCAACAAAGUCCAGAUGUCGAAUGAGACGGUGAAGAGGCAACAUCCACAGCAACAGCCCCCUGAGGUGUUUGAUCCCAACAUACCACUAGACACAGAACUGCUGUUUAAAGACCCUUUGAAACCAAAAGAGUCAGAGCAUGAACAAGAGUGGAAGUUUAGACAGCAAAUGAGGCAGAAAAGCAAACAGCAAGCCAAAAUUGAAGCCACUCAGAAACUGGAGCAAGUUAAGAAUGAGCAACUCCAGCAACAACAGCAGCAACAGCAGCAGACCAACAGUCAGUCAGAGGAAGACGGCAACAACAGUGGGAACCAGAGCCCAGCCUCACAGCCCAGCAAUGGCAGCAUGUCCCCCAUGCAGCAGCUCAACUCUAAAGAUGCCUUUGCCAGGCCACAGCUACCAGGGACACCUACUUCAGGCCCUCCGGAAGAUGUGUUCUUAAGACCCCCUCCUCCCCCUCCAUCUGGCCCUUCUUCCCAACCUCAGUCCCCACAGGUAUUCUCACCAAGCUCCUCGGGUUCCAGACCCUCUUCUCCAUGGGACCCAUAUGCCAAGAUGGUUGGAACCCCAAGACCACCAACUCUUGGGCCAAAUGCAUGUCGCAGAAUGGCAGUGGAAUCUGGUAAAUCCCCCACUGCCUUGAUGGAGCAACAAGACAGAGGUCGGCCCUCUCCUGCUCAUGAAUCUUUUGGCUCUCCAACAUCCAUGAGCAAUGAUCCUUAUGCCAAACCUCCUGACACCCCAAGGCCAACUGGGGAUAUGGACCCUUUUUUGAAGCCCAUGGGUCCGCCAAGGGCAAGUCAGGCUGCUCAGGGAAGACCCCCAAUGGGUUCUCCGGGCAGAGAAUCCUACUCAAGGCCCAUGAUAAGAAAUGAGGCUUAUCAGCGCAUGGCCCAGAAUAGGAUGAUUUUGUCUGACCCUUAUUCAAGACCAUUACUAACACCAAUCCCCGGAAGUAAUGAGUCUGGCUCUGUCCCUCUAUUCAAAACACCUAUGCCUCCUCCUCAGGCUCAGGAUCACUUCAGUCGUUCAGGUCCUCAUCCUUCUGACAGGUUCUCCCAGAAUCAGCUGAAUGACCCCUUUUCUCAGCCUACCAAUACGCCAAGACCAUCUGGGAAUGACAACUUCACCAGUCCUCCUAGAAUGGUCCAGCAUCACUCUCAGGGGCACUCAUUUUCUCAGCCAGGACCAAUGACUCAAAUGUCUAGAAAUCCCUAUGCUCAUGCACCUUCCACUCCAAGGCCUGACCAUUUUACGUAUGACCCCUUUGCCCAACCCUCUGGUCCCAGCAAGCAAGCUGCUGACCCUUUCUCUCAGUCUACAGUUAACCAACGAUCCAUCAAUGACCUCAGUGGUCAACCGCGUCCAUUUUUUGAGCCAUAUGCCCGGCCCCCCGGCACCCCACGUCCACAUGACAACUACGGUCAGCCAUCAAACACCUCUAGCCCAUCUUCAGACCCUUAUUCACAGGCUCCUGCUACCCCACGACCCAUUGGGAUGAACCAGUUCACUCACCAGUCGCACCCUGGACAGAGGAUGUCACCUUCCCACUCAGUAGACCCUUAUGCUCAGCCACCAGGUACUCCACGGCCCUCAGUGGGGGAGAGGUUUUCCAAAUCACCAGGCAGCCAAAGGGGGCCAAUUGAGCCAUUUACUAGCACACCUGGGACGUCACGACCAGGAAGUAGUGACAUGUUUCCUCAGCCUGGGGUCCCAAGAACAAUGCUGAAUGACCCUUAUGCGCAGCCUCCAGGUACCCCGCGGCCUGGUCCUGAUGGCCUCGGCAGACAAGGGCCCAGGCCAGGACCAAUGGGAAGCCAGGACCCUUUUCAACCACCCCAAGGCAGGCUUCAAGAGCCCUUUGUUCAUCCAGGCUCACUAACACCAAAACACCUGAGUGUGUCUGAAGAUGGAUUUACUCAGUCACCUUCAAGAAGACUCAAUCAGACACCUGUCCAUGACCCAUUUGAACAAGCCCCCAUGACCCCUCAUCCACAGUCAAUAGAGAAAAUGGAAAUGAAAGAUCAGUCAGGUGUGGGUAACAAUGGAGCUAUCCCUCAAGACCCAGGCCAACUGUCUAACAACCCACACAUGCCUGGUGUGUCUUCUGAGGCUCAGGGUGUUGCUCUUGCUGAGAGCGAGGAAAGACUCAGACAGAGACAACGAAUUCGAGAACUAAUCCUAAAGCAGCAGCAACAGAGGAGUGCAAUUCGACAGGAGAGGGGCCCUCAGGACCCUGCUGGAAGCAUAACUCCAGGAACGCCACGACCCUGGCCUCAGGAGGGCCCUGGGCAGCAGGGGGAAAUGUUCAACCGACCUCCUCCACCUUAUCCUGGACAAGGACCCAUGAGAGGGCCAAUGAGAUUUCCUGGACAUUUUCCAGGGGAUCAGCGUGUCUCUUUCCCUAAUGAGGGACAAAUGCCUCGGGGCCCACAUCCUCCUAAUUUGAGACACCAGGGACCCAGGUUUGCAUUUCCACCUGGGGUUAUUGGACCACAUGGACCUCAAGAGUACUUUCCCCGGGGACAACACCCAAUGCAGGAUGUCCCUCCUCAAAUGAGACGCUCCAUAUCUGCAGAAAUGGCAAACAGCAUGGGAGGCAACCACAUAGGGCUACCCCAACACUUCCCACCACGGGGUAUGCCAGUGCAACAGCACAAUAUAAUGGGCCAGCCUUUCAUUGAAUUGCGACACAGAGCUGCAGACAACAGGUCACGCAUGCCAUUUCCAACAGGUGCCAUGCAAGGCAGCAACAUCGAUCCCAGCAUGCAGGUUCUAAGGCCAGUGGGCUUUCCAGGAGCCCCUGAUUCCAGGUUCCCCUUAAAUCAGGGGUCCAGGAUGUUAGACCCCAUGACCUGUCAGACUGGCCAUGUACAGAUGUCUGCCAGCAUGGACAAUCUUCAUCAGCAUACACAAAUGGCAGGAAAUAACGCAAUCAAACAGUCUCUUUUGAUGAGAUCCAUGAGCCAGCCUGCUUCAAAUGAGACCCAGAACAUGGCUACGUCAAUGACCCUGAGUGCACCCCCUGCUGGUCAGACUGAGACUGUCCAUGUGGCCGGCAGUGAAGCUGUGGAGGAGAAACUGGAUACAGAGGAAUCUGCAGUCAAAGAUCUUGAGGACGUAGAGGUGAAAGAUUUAGUGGAUGCAGACUUAGAAAACCUAAAUUUGGAUCCUGAAGAUGGGAAAGACCUCGAUCUGGAGACUAAUGACCUACACCUUGAUGACUUCCUAACAUCUGGGAAAUUUGACAUCAUUGCUUAUACAGACCCUGACCUAGAUGACAUCAAGAAGGACAUGUUUAAUGAUGAACUGGAUCUCAGCGAUCCUAUGGAUGACACCGCAGACCUCAACAAAAGCUCGAGCAGUGAAACUGAGGCUUCGUCCAGUUCAGCAUCUGGAAUGGCAAAGUCAGAGACCUUGUGUGAGCAAUCCUCAGCCAACAUCAAACUGGAAGCCCCAGGGAAUCAGGACUCUGGUUCUUUAGCACCUGGGAAAGAAAUUAAAACAGAGGUCAAAGACUGUCAGAAAGCACCUGAGGUGGUAGACCAGCAAUCUGCUGGAAACACCUUAACCUCGAAUCAGCAGGGAGUGCUCUCUGACUCCACCCCAGUCCUUUCUAGUUUACUCAUUAAGCAGCAGCCUGAGGAGCAGUCAUUAAAUCCAAUUGUUGAAUCUGUCAGUCAUGGAGGUAACCUCAUACCCCAGCAGAACCAAGUCACUGACACUCAGCAUACCUCAGGACUUGCAAUGAGUCAAACAAUAUCCGACGACACCACUGCAGGAGAAGCUUCUAUGACUGGCUUUGGAGCAGACCACCAGGUGGGGCUAACCCCUGGAGUGGACCAGAGCAGUCUGACUCAGCAGGCAAUUUUGAGCCAGGAAUUGGAUCAGCAUGGCCAGUUACAUCGUCCUCUUCUGCUGGAGGAGCAGCCACUCCUGUUGCAGGACCUCCUAGACCAGGAGAGGCAGGAGCAGCAGCAGCAAAGGCAGAUGCAAGCCAUGAUACGACAGCGUUCCAGUGACUCCUUCUUCCCUAACAUUGAUUUUGAUGCCAUCACUGAUCCCAUCAUGAAAGCCAAAAUGGUUGCCCUAAAAGGCAUCAACAAAGUCAUGGUUCAAAACAACAUGGGGAUGACCCCGAUGGUCAUGAACAGAUUCCCUCCCGUUCCUGUUCCACCUUCUCCUGAAAGUGCACCACCUCCUCCACAACCUGUUGGACAGGAUGGGAAAUUGACACAAGUAGUAAGACCAACUCCUCCAAACUUUGGACCAGGAUUUGUCAACAAUGCUCAGAGGGCUCAGUACGAGGAGUGGCUCCAGGAGACGCAGCAACUACUUCAAAUGCAGCAGAAGUUUCUAGAAGAGAAGAUCGGUGCUCACAGAAAGUCUAAGAAAGCCCUGUCUGCUAAGCAGAGAACAGCUAAGAAGGCAGGGAGGGAAUUCCCUGAGGAGGAUGCUGAGCAGCUCAAACACGUCACAGAGCAACAGGGUGUAGUGCAGAAGCAACUGGAGCAGAUCCGCAAGCAGCAGAAGGAGCAUGCUGAACUUAUCGAGGAGUACAGAGUGAAACACCAGCAAAACAAUAUGACACCCAUAAUGCCUGGGAUGCACCCAAUGCCAGGUCCUGCAGGCAUGGUCGCUAGUGUACCACCCAUAGUUCAGCCUCCUAUGAACCCCAUGAUGCAGAUGGCACAUCAUCCCAGCCAGGGAAAUGCACCUCCACGUAUGCCCAACCCACCGCCUGGCUGGCAUCCAGGUGCUCCCAUGCCCAUGGGCGGACCAGGCAUGCCCCCAAUAAUACCCCCCCAGGUACCUGUAGGAAAUCCAGGUCAGCCUCAUCAGAUGCCAAUGGGUAACAUGCCUCAGCACUCACAAAUGCCUGUGGAGCCCCAAGCUGCACCAGCUCCACCAGGUGGUGUAAAACCCAUGCAGGGGGGCGGUGUGAAGUUUGAUGACAACAACCCAUUCAGCGAAGGCUUCCAGGAGCGGGAAAGGAGAGAGAGGCUUAGGGAGCAGCAGGAGAGACAGCGGGUGCAGCUCAUGCAGGAAGUUGAACGACAGAGGGCCCUGAAACAUCGUAUGGAAAUGGAGCAACAAGGGAUGAUGGGGCCAGAUGGAAACAUGGCACCGCUUGCUCAGAUGCCAUUUUUUAAUGCAGAGCUGCCACAAGACUUCAUGCAGCCUCAGAGGCCCCCUCUACAACAACAGCCUCUCGGACCAGUGUUUCCCCAGCAGCAGGGCACUCAGCCUGGAAUGGGCUCACCACCUGGAACGUUCAUGCAAGGUGAAAGAAGGGCCAUGAUGGGCAAUGGUAUGAUGCCUGGGGAUAUGGGACCUGGUUUUGGGCCUGAUAAUAUUGCCCUACAAGCUCCUAACUUCCCCCAGGGUCAGCUAAGGCCUCGUCAGUUCAGUGGACCAGGAAUGAUGCUUCAGAUGCCAGGUGAGAGUCUGCCAUUUGACUCUGCUACACCUCUACCAUCUAACUUCCCAGGCUCAGGUCAGUCUCUUAUCCAGCUCUACUCCAACAUCAUCCCAGAUGAGAAAGGGAAAAAGAAGAGGAGCCGCAAAAAGAAGAAAGACGAUGACGCAGAUUCAGUCAAGACACCUUCAACUCCACACUCUGACCUAACAGCCCCUCUCACACCAUGUGUCUCAGACACCUCCUCAACUCCAACCAGAAACACCCAUCUCUUUGGAGACCAGGACUUGUCAAGGUCCCCAUUACUGGGAUCUUCCACUCCCAGUCACUCAGAGCUGGAAAGACAGCUUUCUGGAGGACAGUCUGGACAACCUGGUCUCUCAUCAGAUGCAGCAAGGACACAGGCACUGGAGCAUGAUCGGAUCCUUAACAACAUAAAGCUGGAGCAGACUGAUGCCACUGACUGUCACGGGCCCAUCGGCUCAGAAAUGAGCUCUGUGAAGGAGGAGGGUAGUAAAGGGAACACAUCUCCCUUCCCUGCAGGGCAAAGUCCAAACAAGGGUGAGGCUGGAAAUGAACUGCUGAAACACCUUCUGAAGAACAAGAGCACACCUCCACCUGGAUUGCCCCAGCAGAGGUCAGAGGAGGAAGACCCUGCAGACUGCAAAGCGCUGUUGAGACAAUGCUCCAUGGACAGCAAUGGGGCGUACUCAGACGGCACCCCUGACUUUCCUGGACCUCUGCUCCCUGAACAGGAGAAAAAGAAAGGGAGGAACAAGAGGGCACCAAAAGGAGGAGAGAAACCUGCCUCUCGCUAUAAGAAGAGGAAGAAGGAUGGAGAUGAGAGGCAACUGAUGCACUCUGGCCCAGACUCUGUAAUAACCCAAAUCAAACAACAGCUCUCCCUGCUGCCCCUCAUGGAGCCCUUGAUUGGGGUCAACUUUGCCCACUUCGCUCCCUAUGGCAGCGGCCAGCUCAAUGGAGAGAACCUCUUAUCUGGUACUUUUGGCAGCGCUUCACUUGAUGGUGUCUCUGACUAUUACUCCCAACUGGCCUACAAGAGUAACCUGAGUAAUCCACCAACACCACCGGCAUCUCUUCCUCCCACCCCUCCUCCCGUAAAUCGACAGAAAAUGAUCAACGGAUUUGCCACAACAGAAGAACUGGCGAGCAAAGCUGCUGCCAUGGUGUCCAAAGGCCUGGUCCCAAAGCCGCUCCAUGUCCCAUUUAAGACUGAAGAAGAUCUACUAGCCAGGGCCAUUGCCCAGGGACCCAAAACGGUGGAUGUUCCAGCCUCACUCCCCACCCCUCCACACAACAACCAGGAGGAGCUCAGUAACAGAGGACAGGAGCCUUGUAAGGACCGGGACACGCCUGACAGUUUUGUUCCAUCCUCAUCUCCUGAGAGCGUGUUUGGCAUGGAGAUCAGUCGCUACCCAGACCUCUCUCUGGUGAAGGAAGAGCCACCAUCCCCCUGCCUGUCUCCUGUCCUCCCCAUGCUUCCUGCACCUGAUGGGAAAGGGUCAGAGGUCAAACUGCAAGAUAUCAAGACUGAGCCAUCUGCAAUGUUCUUCGGCUCCCCCUUUGGCUCGGUGUCUAAUGAUUCCAAACAAAGACUGGUGUCUGUUGCUAUCACUUUGAGACCAGCUGCAGCUGAGAACAUCACAGGUGUAGUGGCAGCCAUUUCAGACCUACUGUGUGUGAAGAUUCCCAGCAGCUAUGAGGUCAGCAGCACCCCAGACAGGGGGCCGCUAUCUAUGUUCAGCGGUGCAAGGGGAGGGCCCCAUGGUAUGGAGCAGCGGCCCCCUAUGCUCUACCAUGGACAGGGAGACAAUGGAGGGCUUCACGGGCGGCCAGGGCAGAUGAUAAGAUCCGGUGGAGCGCAGGGGAUGAUGCAACAGCAGCAUGCUCACCAUUUCCGCUUCCAUCCCAACAGCCCAGGGGCUGCUGUAGCUCGAGGACCUGACCAGAGGACCCCUGCCAGCCCAAGCUGUAAACCCCAGUGGUGCUGCCACUGUAAGGUUGUGGUUCUGGGAAAUGGAGUACAGAAAUCUAACAAAGAUAUGCCUGCUCACAUGAAGGAAUCUGAAGGCCGUUUGAAAUCUGAAGAAGACCUGGUGUUCUGCAGCCACAGCUGCUUCCUUCUCUACUGUUCCUCAUCACCACUGCAGUCUAGAUCAGCCACAGAAACAAAGGAAUCUGUGUCCCUUCUCCCUGCCUCAGAGCAAAUCGAGAGCCUUUCUAAAGCUCAGCACCAGUACAGUAAUAAAAUGUCAUCGCUGGACGUGCAUUGCCUGGCCCAGCUUCAGCCCAAACAGUCUCCCCCUUCUACCCCUAUCCCUUUCCCCACAGCAGGUGAGACACCAAAGAUGGAGACUAAGUCUGACGCCAUCAAAGUGACAGUGAAGCUGAAGGCCCGGCCAAGGUCCAAUGACUGCUGGAACCAGGGAAAAAGACAGAAAGGACUCCGCUGGAGGAAGUGGACUGUCCAAGUAGUGAUACCGAGAGGGAAUUCCCAACUCCCAGAUGAGGAUAAGAUUGAUGAACUCCUCAAGAAACUCGGGGCCUCCCUGCGUCCCCCUGCUUCUCUGCAGGACCACAGACGUUGCUGUUUCUGCCACCAGUUUGGAGAUGGGAACACCGAUGGCCCUGCUAGGCUGCUUAAUCUUGAUCUCGAUGUAUGGGUUCACCUUAACUGUGCACUGUGGUCAACUGAGGUGUAUGAAACCCAGGCUGGCGCCCUCAUCAACGUGGAGCUUGCACUGCGUCGAGGUCAAGCGGUCCGCUGCGCUUACUGCCAGCAGACAGGAGCCACUAGUGGCUGCCACCGCCUACGCUGCACCAAUGUCUACCAUUUUACAUGUGCCCUGCAAGCUCAGUGCACCUUCUUCAAGGACAAGACCAUGCUAUGUCACGCCCACAGGCCCCGGGGAACAGCAGGACAAGCACUUGAGCACGAGCUACGUUGCUUCGCUGUCUUUCGACGUGUCUACGUCCAAAGAGAUGAAGUGCGUCAGAUUGCCACUGCGGUGCAGCAUCCCGAGUUAGGCUACACCUUUAGAGUUGGCAGCCUGGUGUUGCAGGCAAUGGGUCAACUUACUCCUCUACAAAUGGCAGCUUUCCAUUCCACAACAGCCAUCUUUCCAAACGGCUAUGAGGCUUGCCGCAUUUAUUGGAGUAUGCGCCAUGGCAGCCACCGUUGCCGUUACAUCUGCUCUGUUGAAGACAGCCAGGGACUGCCAGAGUUUACCAUCAGAGUCAUUGAACAGGGCUACCAAGACCUGGUCCUGACUGACACCUCUGCUAAAGGAGUGUGGGACAAGGUUCUGGGUCCUGUUGCUGAGAAAAGAACUGAAUCAGGUACUUUGAAGCUGUUCCCUAUUUACCUGAAAGGAGAGGACCUGUUUGGCCUCACAGUCCCUGCAGUCACCAAGAUCACCGAAUCGCUCCCAGGAGUAGAGGCAUGUGACAGGUACUCGUUCCGUUACGGACGUAACCCUCUCCUGGAGUUGCCUCUCGUGUUCAAUCCAGCUGGCAGCGCCCGCGUCCAGCCAAGGACAAACGCCACCUACUCUUCUCUGGUCAUAAGGCCACAAGCACAGGCUGUAUCCACCAGCAACGCCAGGUCUAACCAGAAUGUGGCCCAAGGAGAAGGUGGCGCCCCCCAUAGCAAGCCUCCAGUAGUGCACCCCAGGUCCUCUCAGUACCGCUGGAUGAAGAGUGAGUGGAGAGCCAAUGUCUAUCUUGCCCGCUCCCGCAUCCAGGGUCUGGGGCUGUUUGCUGCCAGAGACAUUGAAAAACAAACUAUGAUGAUCGAGUACAAUGGAACCAUCCUCCGUAAUGAGGUUGCCAUCAGGAAGGAGAAGCUCUAUAGAUCUCAGAACCGAGAAGUGUUCAUGUUCCGCAUCGACAGUGAACAUAUCGUUGAUGCCACUCGAAACGGGGGGCUGGCAAGAUACAUCAACCACUCUUGUGCUCCGAACUGUGUUGCUGAGGUGGUGACAUUUGAAAGGGGUUACAAAAUAAUCAUCAGCUGCGUUCGCAGGGUUGAAAAAGGCGAGGAGCUUUGUUUCGACUACCAGUUUGACACCGCGGAGGUUCAGCACAAGAUCGCCUGCCACUGUGGAGCUCCUGAAUGCAGGAAGUGGAUUAACUGAGAAAAACAACUGACAAAACCUAAAUGCAUUCCUUACUAAAGUGUGUGGAUGCUGUGAUCUCUGCACAGAGAGAGAAAAGGCUUCACAUUGAAAUCAUUUUAUGAACGAGCAGAAGGCCUGAACCCUCGGAGGAGACGAAUGAAUUUACACAUCGGUUCAUUAAGAUCAUGGGGGGGAAACAUUGGUGGAGGAAGGGAAAACGUAAACACAGUAGCAGGAUGUGACUCGUGCCAUAUGUGAGGGGCUCUGUUGUAUGAGAGGCCUCUGUCUGUCUGUAUGUAUCUGUGUGUUUGCUCGGUGUACAUGGGGUGCGGAAUCCACCAGCGAAUGAGAAAGCACUGUGCAGGGUGCGGCCUUAUUGCUUACUAAGGGCAGGCCCUUUUGUUUCAUACUGUUAAUGUAUACCGUAUGACUAAAUGUAGACAUCACUGAAUGAGGAAUGUACAGCAAUGAAUAAUGCGAAGGGAAUAUUAACUUGCACUAAAAAAAGAAAAUAAACAAAAAAACAACACACACACA